This is a messenger RNA of Chara braunii, 2713 nucleotides long. Lineage: Eukaryota; Viridiplantae; Streptophyta; Charophyceae; Charales; Characeae. The record is from the annotation of a GenBank genome assembly.
GACAUUGUCUUUACACCAUCGAAACAUGGGCAUCGUGCACACCGUGUUGCUGGUAUGCCCAAACGCCAAUUCACAGACCGGGCUGUGUCAUCUGCCAAUGUCAACGUCGUGAGGCGUCUUCGUCUUGAUGACAUCAUCAACGACGUCGGCGUCUUGCCUUCUGAUGAUGGCGCAGGACCGGCGUGUGGGUCUCCUGAUCCUUCACUUCGGGGUCAUUCGCCACCGGCAACUCGUACGGACGAUCGUUAUGUUCCGGUGGACAUGCUUUCGUUGCCGUCGUGCGAAGGCAGUGAAGGGGGGGGGGGUCGUGUUGCUCGUUCAUCGGACGUCGACUUGCCUGUCGGAGAAGACACCGCGAUAUCUGCCUUGUCCAUGUUGUACGGUCUGUACGAGUUUGUGGUGAUGCCUUUUGGCCUAUGCAAUGUGUCUGGUACGUUCCAGCACGCGAUGAAUAGGAUCUUUCAUAACUACUUGGACAAGUUUAUCGUCGUGUACCUCGACGAUAUUCUUAUCUUUAGUAGGAUUGUAGAGGAGCACGCUGAACACUUGAAAACAGUGCUAGGACUCCUAAGACAGCACCAGUACAAGGUAAACUUGGAUAAAUGCGAGUUUGGUCGCACCAAGAUCUUGUAUUUGGGUCAUGAAAUUUUAGCAGAUGGAUUGAGGCCGGAAGAUGCGAAAGUGGCCAGCAUACGUGACUGGCCCAUACCUCAAACUGUUACAGAGGUCAGAUCGUUUUUGGGGAUGACGGGCUAUUAUCGUCCGUUUGUGAAAAACUAUAGUACUAUAGCUUCCCCAUUAACAGAUCUAACUCGACUUGACACCCCUUGGGAGUGGACUGAAGAGUGUGAGGCAAGCUUCAAGAAAUUUAAGUAUGCUCUAACGCACUAUGAAGUUCUCAAACUUCCUGAUCCUGACAAGCCAUUUGUUGUGACCACAGACGCUAGCCGAUAUGGCAUAGGCGCGGUCCUUGCGCAACAGGAAGGGCCCAAGUUGAGGCCAAUCGAGUACAUGAGCAAGAAGAUGCCAUCUCAGAAGUUGGCCAAGUCCACUUAUGAGAGAGAGUUUUACGCCCUGUACAGAGCGCUAGUUCAUUGGAGACACUACCUCCUAGGAAGAUUCUUCUAUGUGAGGUCGGACCAUGAAACUUUGCGCUGGAUUAAGACACAGCCAGUCUUGUCGGACGCACUCAAGAGAUGGAUUCAAGUGAUAGACAUGUAUGACUAUCAACUUGAUCCUAUCAAGGGGGCAGCAGAGGCCCAGCGACGAUAUCGGACGGUGAUAUUUGCUGUGAUGGACCUAUCUUCCACAACGUGGAUGGUGUGGAGAAAACGACACGUUUCGUUAACACUGGGGCCUGCGCCUAUGGUCCUUGCUCGGGUGGUAACUGGAACUAUGCCAAGUGCGGUCGGAACUUCUACACCUCAGGAAGCCGUGUCUGCAGGAGAAACCUGCAGGAGCCGGUUUACGGCGAGUGCGUCCUAAUCGAAAUCACUCAGGCUACGUACACCGACAACACCAAUUGGAAGGGGGAGGACUGUAUCAUCAUCAGGACAACUUGAAGCCCAUGAACAUGAUGAGGAUCAAAUAAUGGAGGUCAGGGCGUUUCUUCCAAGUCUCACAAGUCACGUCGGAGAAGUCUCAUAAGUCACGUCGGUGAAGUCUCAUAAGUAACAUCGGUGAAGUCUCAUAAGUCACGUCAGAGAAGUCUCAUUGGCUUGUCACACACGCAAGGUUUUUUUUUUAAGUCAAGAUCAAUUCCUCGAAAUGAGUGAGAGGCGCGGAGAAGAUUAUGACCGCGACCACAGUCAUCCAUCCACCAGUCAUUCAGUGCAAACCAGGAAGAGAGGAGGAGAGCCUAGGAGAUAUUCCACUUCUCUUAAAUGUGUUCGUCCUUGGCCUGCUCGGCUCCUUCUUUGUCCGCUCGUAGAACAGCGAGAAUGACAUGCGGAUGCCGGGAAGAAGUUAAUGAAAUCGGUAUGGAGGAGCGGAAGAUAGAUGGGGAGGAGGGCGGGGCAAUGGUGAGGAGGAGGGUGAGGAGGAAUACAGGAAGACAGAGAGGAAGAGCCUAGGAGGAGGAGGAGGAGGAGGAGGAAAAGGGGAACAAGAUGGUGGUAUGGGACCGACAAGCACCUCCUCUCCUCCUCCUCGUCGGCCUCCUCCCCCUGCCCUUUUGCAGAAGCUUGAUGUCCCCUGGGAUGCAGUCAUCUCUUGUUUUAUUUUCCAUUCUUGAUUGAAACCCAUCGUCGUGAGGUAAAAAUAAAAAUAAAAAGGUCAAAAUAAAAAUAAAAAGGAAAAACUGACCGUGGGUCACAUUCUUAGCUCGAAAUGGGCAGAAAAAAACAGGUACCAGGAGCGGAGUCCAGACUUGGCAAAAAAGGCAGACACAUGGGCAAUUAUUUUUGCUGUUUGUUUGUUUCAGGCCCUCUGCACACCACGGCCAGCCUUUGUAGUUAUGGCAUGGCAUUGUGGGCUUAUUACGAAUGGCCGCGUGAAGUUGGCAGCCUUUUCUACUGGAGCCGUUCAGGGACCUGUCCGAACUUGUAUUUUCUUGUCUGUUCCAGGUUCGCAUUGGGGGUCUUGAAUGCUUAAGGGGACUCUACAAGUUUCCUGACUGCGGAAUCUGGUCACCAAUUUCAGAUACGCCCUGGGUCAACAUUGCCCUUCCUGCCAAUUGAUCUUCAAGUCUAAUUAAUAUAUUGCUCGUCAAGUC